CUUGGAGUAUGGGAGGGCUGCAGAAAGGGGGGUUCCAGUGCACAAUAUUCAUAACAACUGUGGAAAUUUCAUCUUCUUUUGGAAGGAAAAGUAACCAGCAACCAUGGGGGACAGUGAUAUGGCCACCUAUGGCAAAGCUGCCAUCUACCUUCGUAAGCCUGAGAGGGAGAGAAUGGAGGCCCAAAGCAAACCCUUUGAUGCAAAGAGUGCUUGCUUUGUGGUUGAUAAAGAGGAGUUGUACGUCAAGGGUACAAUUAAAAAGAAGGAAGGUGGCAAAGUCGUUGUUGAAACGCUUGAAACCAAGGAGGAAAAGACAGUGAAGGAAGACGAAGUCUUCCCCUUGAAUCCUCCCAAAUACGACAAAAUUGAGGACAUGGCCAUGAUGACCCACCUCAAUGAAGCCUCUGUCCUGUAUAACCUCAAAGAGCGUUAUGCAGCAUGGAUGAUCUAUACCUACUCUGGACUUUUCUGUGUCACUGUGAACCCCUACAAGUGGCUCCCAGUGUACGACACAGAAGUGGUGAAUGCCUACAGAGGCAAGAAGCGCGUGGAGGCCCCGCCCCACAUCUUCUCUGUCUCUGACAAUGCAUUUCAGUUCAUGCUCCAAGACCGAGAGAAUCAGUCUGUCCUGAUCACUGGAGAAUCUGGUGCUGGCAAGACUGUAAACACCAAACGUGUCAUCCAGUACUUUGCAACAAUUGCAGUGUCUGGUGGGAAGAAGACAGAGGCACCAGCCGGCAGCAGUGGAAAAAUUAAGGGCUCUCUUGAAGACCAGAUUAUUGCCGCAAACCCACUGCUGGAGGCUUAUGGUAAUGCCAAGACUGUGAGGAAUGACAACUCUUCACGUUUCGGAAAAUUCAUCAGAAUUCACUUUGCCACAUCUGGAAAACUGGCUAGCGCUGAUAUUGAGACUUACCUGCUGGAGAAGUCUAGAGUGUCAUUCCAGCUUCCUGAUGAGAGAGGCUACCACAUCUUCUUCCAGAUGAUGACCAACCACAAGCCUGAAAUUAUAGAAAUGUGCCUCAUCACUUCCAACCCUUAUGACUUCCCAAUGUGCAGUCAGGGUCAGAUCGCUGUAGCGAGCAUUGAUGACAAAGAGGAGUUGGAUGCCACAGAUGAUGCCAUUGACAUCCUGGGUUUCACUCCAGAUGAGAAAGUCACCAUUUACAAGCUGACUGGUGCUGUGCUCCAUCAUGGCAACAUGAAAUUCAAGCAGAAGCAGCGUGAGGAGCAGGCUGAGCCUGAUGGCAAUGAGGAUGCUGACAAAAUCUCUUACCUCUUGGGCCUGAACUCCGCUGACAUGCUGAAGGCUUUAUGCUACCCAAGAGUGAAAGUCGGAAAUGAGUAUGUCACCAAGGGUCAGACUGUGGCACAGGUCAAUAACUCAGUUGCGGCCUUAUCCAAGUCCAUCUAUGAGAGGAUGUUCUUGUGGAUGGUCAUCCGUAUAAACGAGAUGUUGGACACUAAACAGCCAAGACAGUUCUAUAUCGGUGUGCUGGAUAUUGCUGGUUUUGAGAUUUUUGAUUACAACAGCAUGGAACAGCUAUGCAUCAACUUCACCAAUGAGAAACUGCAACAGUUCUUCAACCACACCAUGUUCGUUCUGGAGCAAGAGGAAUACAAGAAAGAAGGCAUUGUAUGGGAGUUCAUUGACUUCGGCAUGGACUUAGCUGCUUGCAUUGAGCUCAUUGAGAAGCCUAUGGGAAUCUUUGCCAUCCUUGAAGAGGAGUGCAUGUUCCCCAAGGCUUCUGACACCACUUUUAAGAACAAGCUGUAUGACCAGCAUCUUGGCAAAAAUAAGGCCUUUGAGAAGCCCAAGCCCAAAAAGGGCAAGCCUGAGGCCCACUUCUCCAUGGUGCACUAUGCCGGCACUGUGGACUACAAUGUUACAGGGUGGCUGGACAAGAACAAGGAUCCACUGAACGAUUCUGUUGUGCAGCUGUACCAGAAGUCGGGAGUAAAACUCCUGCCUGUCUUGUACCCACCUGUUGUUGAGGAGACUGGUGGGAAGAAGAAGAAGAAGGGUGGCUCCAUGAUGACUGUGUCAUCACAGUUCAGGGAGAACUUGGGCAAACUGAUGACCAACUUGAGGAGCACCCAUCCUCACUUUGUGCGUUGCCUGAUUCCAAAUGAAAUUAAGAAACCAGGUUAUAUGCAGAACUUCCUCGUCAUCCACCAGCUCAGGUGCAAUGGUGUGCUGGAGGGUAUCAGAAUCUGCAGAAAGGGUUUCCCAAGCAGGAUCCUUUAUGGUGACUUCAAACAAAGAUACAAAGUGCUAAAUGCCAGUGUCAUCCCUGAAGGCCAGUUCAUUGAUAACAAGAAGGCUGCUGAGAAGCUCUUGGGAUCCAUUGAUGUUGAUCACACAUAAUACAUGU
Molecule: messenger RNA, 2375 nt
Organism: Alosa alosa (allis shad)
Lineage: Eukaryota; Metazoa; Chordata; Actinopteri; Clupeiformes; Clupeidae
Product: myosin heavy chain, fast skeletal muscle-like
Exons: 20
Coding region: 104-2368 (754 amino acids)
Biological process (GO): actin filament organization; vesicle transport along actin filament
Cellular component (GO): actin cytoskeleton; myosin complex; cytoplasm
Molecular function (GO): microfilament motor activity; ATP binding; actin filament binding
Source: RefSeq, a predicted model, not a curated record